Messenger RNA from Encephalitozoon romaleae SJ-2008, 288 nucleotides. Its product is annotated as vacuolar ATP synthase subunit F. Bases 1 to 288 code for a protein of 95 amino acids. The record is from RefSeq and is a predicted model, not a curated record. Gene Ontology annotation, biological process: monoatomic ion transmembrane transport. Gene Ontology annotation, cellular component: membrane. Gene Ontology annotation, molecular function: proton-transporting ATPase activity, rotational mechanism. Lineage: Eukaryota; Fungi; Microsporidia; Unikaryonidae. The transcript has a single exon.
AUGGAUGAAAGAACUAGAAUAGGCAUAAUAGGAGACGAGGAAACACUCACAGGAUUUUUGAUAGCAGGGGUCGAAAGUGUUCAUGACAAUCCGAAUCUUGUUCAAGUAACGCCAAACACCGCAGAAGAUGACUUGAAAAGGAUUUUCUGUUCACUAACAGGCAGAAAAGACCUUGCCAUAAUCCUUGUCUGUGAUUUUGCUGCAGAAAAGCUAAAGGAAGAGAUAGAUGCAUAUAAUGAGGUAGUUCCUGCAGUAUUGGUCAUUGCAUCGAAAAAUAAAUAUGUCUAG